Messenger RNA from Aspergillus eucalypticola CBS 122712, 231 nucleotides. RefSeq lists its product as uncharacterized. The transcript is spliced from 3 exons. NCBI's taxonomy places the organism in Eukaryota, Fungi, Ascomycota, Eurotiomycetes, Eurotiales, Aspergillaceae. The record is from RefSeq and is a predicted model, not a curated record. The coding region runs from base 1 to 231 and encodes 76 amino acids.
AUGAGAACCACCACCAUCAUCAACAACAACGACGACGACGACGACGACGACGACGACGACGACGACAAUAACAACAACAACCUCAUCACUACCACCAUCACCGUCACCGUCACCACCGUCAGUCGCCAACGACGACAACAACAACUACGUUACGACCAGGGUGAUCACCAGUAUCUAUCCGGACCCGCAGCAUCGGAACGCCUUGUUGCUGCGAAGUGCAUCCCACUGUGA